AUGAAUUAAGCAUCAAAUUCUCAUUCCAGAAACUUUUAUAAUUAUAAUGGAAGUGCGUAUUCAACAGAUAGCAUGAGAGUUUACAGUAAAUCUCCUAAAAAUGCAUAAUAAUACAUAAAUAGAUAUUAACCAUGUAUUUAUUCAACAUAGAGCAAUAUAUAAAAUUUACAAUCUCUCAAAAAUUAAAUAUCUCAAUUAUAAUCAGUUUUAACUCAACAACAUCGAAAGAGUAGUUUUACUAGAUCAAAAGCAGAUUCUUCAGCUAAUAUGUCAAAUGAUCGAUCUUUCUACACUUUGAUUAAAGAAUAAUUGAAAUAAGUUAAUAAUUUAUAAACUAUUGAAAAAGAAACAAAAAAUUAAAAUAUUAACUAAAUCACUCAACAAUUUAAAAAGGAUUACAUUAAUAAUAAGAAGUUUGAAUAAGAUACAGAAACAUAAUCUAAAAAUUAGACACCAUAAGGGAGUGCUGCUAAAAAUACAAAUGUAUUAAUAGAAACAACAAAUAAUGUAAAUAAGAGUGAGAAAUAAUAAGCAUUAAAACAUUUACUUUAUCCAGCCACUGAAAUUAAAAGAGAAAUAAAUAUUAAAUAAAAUAAUAUAUUAGAAGAAUAAUUGAGAGUCAAACUUUAACAUAAAUUGAGUUGUUUGGAAUAAAAUAAAAAAGAAAAAUUGAUUAAAUUAGCAUAAGGUUAUUAAUCUAUUUAUUUCAUAGAAUUCAAGAAUGCUAAGAAAUUAUUAGAAGAAGACUAUUAGAAUCAAGUUUAAAAUGAGAUUCAAAUAUUUGAAAGAAAACUUAGAAAAUUAAUGAUGAUAUAAAAUAAAGAUAAAAAACUUAAAAGACUUAAAAAAAGUAGUUUGUUGUUGAAUACAAAAUUAAAUAUAGAGUCGCCUUGUAUGGUAUUAUUUUAAAUAAUUUGAAUAGCUUAAAGUUCAUCAUCACCAUAAUCAGAAAAAGAAAUUAAGAUAUCUUAUAAUUUAAUGAAUUCUUUUAAAAAAUAAGAUAGAACUAAAUUAAUCAGUAGUUUUAAAAAAGAUUGUAAUAUAUUUAAUUUAUAUAAUUAUUAGCUUCUAUAAAUAAAGAAAAAAAACAGAAGGUUCGUUUUGAAAAUGAACAAGGUACACGGUUUAAAACAGAAACAGAAAAUAAUUGA
This is a messenger RNA of Paramecium sonneborni, 1151 nucleotides long. The record is from the annotation of a GenBank genome assembly. NCBI's taxonomy places the organism in Eukaryota, Ciliophora, Oligohymenophorea, Peniculida, Parameciidae.